AUGCCACAAGUUUUGACCCGACCACUUCAGAGAUCCGUAUCUGGAAACACGUUGCUAGAUACAGAGGCAAAUGGGAUUCUUUACAAACAUACUACAGGAACUCUUAAAAGAUGGGCACCUAGACAUUUCAAACUCACCAAAGAUACUUUUUCUUACUCGCAUACAAAAACUAGUGCUCCAACUUGGCAGAUUAAGUGCAGCGAGAUCCAAAAUGUAGGCAAGGCUUCCAGCACUGAACUCGAAAUCACCCAAACAAAUGGAGAGGUAAUCAUUCUUCGUGCUGCAGAUGAAGAUACACUCAAUUAUUGGACUCGUAAUAUUGAGUCUAGAAUUCAGAGUCAAUGGUCAAAGCAGUUAAAUAAAUGUAUUGGAUCCUCCUCUGCUCUAUCCAUCUCUUCGCUCAACGAUCUAACCACCAUAAGCCAUAGGAAUACUGCCAGUAAACAUAUUCCCUUGAAAACAUCUGCCUCGGUAGCCGACGGAAGAUCCCUUUCAAACAUCAGAUCAACUAUUAGUAUUGAAAACAGUACGGAUGGAUUAUACAAUAAGCUUGAGACCAGCCUAGUAUCCUCAAAGGAAAAAAUGACAUGCAUUGAUUCGCCUGGUUCUCGCAUAUCUACCGCUACACUUGGAAAAACUAAUACAACCAAACUAAAAAAGUCCAUCUCUACCGGUUUACUUCAAUCCAAUCGUGCUAAUACAUAUUUAAAUUCUGGAAGUCACAUCGAUCUAGUGGUGACAAGCUCACAGGCAUCUGCCAUGGGAUUCAAACCAACAGUAUCAUCGCGUAUCAAUCGAACACCUGCAUCUGGACUAUCUAACAGCUUAUUGAGCAUUUAUUCUACCCACUCACACGGAGUAUUGAGCGAAAGCUGUAAUAACUUUGAAAAUCCUUCAAAUGGACAAGCUUUGCCUCUAAAAUCUACUCCAUCAUCAGAAUAUGCAUCUCUACACCAACCUUUACCCUCGCCGACUUUUCCUAAAUCUGAACGAAAUAUUCCUGAAUGUCCUCCAAUCUCAAUCAUUCCUCUGUUUUCUGAUGAAAAUGAUCAACCAAAAUCCUCUCAAACAAACCCAGAGAGCUUGAAUACAUAUACUCCAAACGAACAUGAAGUACUUGACAAAAGUAUGGAUACAGCCAAAACUGCUUUUCAGAUCACUAUUGCUGAAACACCACUUGGGCAACGUAACCUUAAUGACAUUUUUCUUGAGCUGCUGAUGCAAAUGAUGCAGCUUCGCAUCAACUCGACUGAAUUAAAUUCAAAAAAGGCCAGUAUGCUCCUAGAUUUGGUGUCAAAGGAAAGCAUCGAAAUUGUAUCACGCAUCCAAAAAGAAAUUCUUUAUACACAUAGACUUGGUUUAUCCAAGAACGAUCUUAUUGAAGUUGGAUUACAGCUUUCUCAACACUUUUUGGAUACUAAAACAGGCAUGGAUACUUCAUACAAAAAGCUGCUUGAUUACGAUUUCACAAGCUGUGUUGAUAGUGUGACUUUGAAUCCACUGGUUAGAAAAGAGUUGAUUCACAAGUUUUACCUUUCAAUUGAUUGUAUGGCACAAGCUGUUGAAAAAAUUAUGGCGUUUUUUAAUCAAGAUUAA
Messenger RNA from Batrachochytrium dendrobatidis JAM81, 1596 nucleotides. RefSeq lists its product as uncharacterized. The coding region runs from base 1 to 1596 and encodes 531 amino acids. The record is from RefSeq and is a predicted model, not a curated record. The transcript has a single exon. NCBI's taxonomy places the organism in Eukaryota, Fungi, Chytridiomycota, Chytridiomycetes, Rhizophydiales.